AUGUGGUACGGGUUUCAGUUCAAAGUAAUUCUUCAUGAUGCAGUUCGGCCAUUUGUAGAUGAACCAACUUUACGGAGUGUGACUGAAGCUGCUAAGAAACAUGGAGCAGCUGGUGUCAUCAGGCCACUGUCGUCGACAGUUGUAGCACAGUCAUUUGACGGAUUUUUGGAUCAUUCACUCGACAGAACAAAGUUCAGAUCAAGUGAAAUGCCACAAGCUUUUCAGUAUGACAUCAUUGAAAAAGCCUACAAAGAGUGUACAGAAUAUGACUUUGAGCAUGGCACAGAAUGUCUGCACUUGGCUCAAAAGUAUGCUAAAACAAGCGCUGCAUUAAUUGAUGGUCCAGAUUCUCUGUGGAAGGUCACAUACAAGAAGGAUUUGUAUUCUGUCGAGGGUGUUUUAAAAGGUAUGUGCCAUUCUACUUUUAAUCAACAGUGAGUUACUUGUUAUCACAGUUUUUGUAACACUCCAAAUUCACUCGAGCUCGAUGUGUACACUCUAAAAGCACAUGGUUUUAUUCUAACACACUUCAUGUGAGUCACACUAAAUAUAUCAUCUAACAACAACUUCGUGUAAGUCGCACAGGAUAUAACAUCUCCCCCUUUUUGCGGUUGUCUACACAGUCCACAUACAAUAAAAUAAUAACACAGGAUGGCAAAAUCCAAUUCAGUGUUCCAGAGCCUUUAAAUCAAUCAGAACCAAAGUCUUGAGACUUAAUGUGAUUAAUUAAUGUUUAAAACUAGUA
Molecule: messenger RNA, 745 nt
Organism: Orbicella faveolata
Lineage: Eukaryota; Metazoa; Cnidaria; Anthozoa; Scleractinia; Merulinidae
Product: D-ribitol-5-phosphate cytidylyltransferase-like
Biological process (GO): protein O-linked glycosylation via mannose
Cellular component (GO): cytosol
Molecular function (GO): D-ribitol-5-phosphate cytidylyltransferase activity
Source: RefSeq, a predicted model, not a curated record